AUGUCUUCGGGUGCAGUCGACGGCGGCCCCAUCGUCAAGGGGACGCGGGCCACCGCCAAGCAGGCCUGGAGCGACCUCUUCAAGUGGAAGCACAGAGUAAUCAUCGAGAAUGAGUUUGGCGAGGAGCGUCAGGAGCUCCGCAACCCUGAGAAGCUGCGCAACCCAUUCUCGCUGCUUGCCCUGCUCAGUGCCAAGGACUACCUGUACUUCUUCGUCGGCUUCUUCGCCUGGACCGCUGAUGCCUUUGACUUCCACGCUCUUUCGAUCCAGACUUACAAGCUGUCUCCUUACUACAAUGUCAGCAAGACUGAGAUCUCUACAGCCAUCACCCUGACCCUGCUCCUCCGUUCCGUCGGUGCCGCCGUCUUUGGUCUCCUCGGUGACCGCUUUGGUCGCAAGUGGCCCAUGGUUGCCAACAUGAUCAUUCUUGGACUCCUCCAGAUCGCCACCAUCUACAGCACCACCUUCCAACAAUUCCUUGCGGUUCGCUCUCUGUUCGGACUCUUCAUGGGCGGUGUUUACGGCAACGCCGUCGCCAUGGCUCUAGAGAACUGCCACACCGACGCACGUGGUCUCAUGAGCGGUAUCAUGCAACAGGGCUAUUCCUUCGGCUAUGUUCUUGCUGCGUGCGCCAAUCUUGGUGUCGGUAAGGAAGUCGAAAGCUGGAAGACUGUCUUCUGGAUUGCCGCUGGGCUGUCCAUUGCGGCUGGUCUGCUCCGCUGCUGCUUCCCCGAAUCUCGCCAGUUCCUGGAGGCCAAGAAGUCGGGCGACAAGAUCACUGCCAGCGACUUCUGGGCUGAGACCAAGCUCAUGCUUGGCAAGGAGUGGCGCAUGGUCAUCUACUGCAUCAUUCUUAUGACCUGGUUCAACUUCUACUCGCAUACCUCGCAGGACAGCUACACCACCUUCAUGGUCACCCAGAAGGAGCUCUCCAGCGAUGCCGGUACUCGUGCCAGUAUCUGGAUGAAGACUGGAGCCUGCAUUGGUGGCACCAUCAUUGGCUAUCUUUCCCAGUGGGUUGGCCGUCGCCGUGCCAUCUGCGGCGCUGCCCUCAUGAGCGCGCUCCUUAUCCCCGCCUGGAUCCUUCCCGAGGGUGAGGCCGCCUUGUCUGCCACUGGCUUCCUGAUCCAGUUCUUUGUCCAGGGUGCCUGGGGUGUGAUCCCCAUCCACCUUAACGAGCUCUCCCCUCCUGCUUACCGGUCUACCUUCCCCGGUCUCACCUACCAGCUUGGCAACAUGAUCUCGUCCCCGUCGGCGCAGAUUGUCAACGCCAUUGCUGAGACUCACUUUGUCUCUUCGAAGAGCGGCAAGCUCAAGGAGGCCUACGGCCCGGUCAUGGGCAUUGCCACCGCCAUCAUUGCUAUCGGCAUCAUCAUCACUGCCGCUCUUGGCCCUGAGAAGCGCGGUCGCUCUUUCGAGCACGGCCCUGCCGGCGCUGCUGUCCACCACCACCACGAUGCCGAGAAGGCUGUUGACGCUGGGUCGCUGCACGAUGAGAAGGAAAGGCCCAUUGAGGUCGAGCAGGUUAACAACGCCACGGAGGCUAAGCCUACCGCUUAG
Molecule: messenger RNA, 1560 nt
Organism: Microdochium trichocladiopsis
Lineage: Eukaryota; Fungi; Ascomycota; Sordariomycetes; Xylariales; Microdochiaceae
Product: carboxylic acid transport protein
Exons: 3
Coding region: 1-1560 (519 amino acids)
Biological process (GO): transmembrane transport; carboxylic acid transport
Cellular component (GO): plasma membrane
Molecular function (GO): carboxylic acid transmembrane transporter activity
Source: RefSeq, a predicted model, not a curated record